UGGUAGAACAAUCUCACCCAUGGUUAUGGCUGCUAAAGCCGUGGCAGGAAACAUCCAGGAUCCAGGUUCUCAAAAGAGCUUCCUGGACUCUGGCUACAGGAUCUUGGCUGCUGUUGGGAAAGUCAGAGAAGCCUUCCAGCCUCAGGAGCCUGACUUUCCACCUCCACCUCCAGACCUUGAUCAGCUGCAUGUCAGUGAUGAUCAGGCUCCUCCCAAACCGCCCCUGCCAGAGGGAGAGGUACCUCCCCCGAGACCUCCACCCCCAGAGGAGAAAGACGAGGAGUUCCCUGAGCAGAAAGCUGGCGAGAUGGUGAGCGAGCCGAUGAUGGUGGCGGCCAGGCAGCUACACGACGAGGCCCGGAAAUGGUCCAGCAAG
This is a messenger RNA of Sinocyclocheilus rhinocerous, 376 nucleotides long. RefSeq names its product vinculin-like. Lineage: Eukaryota; Metazoa; Chordata; Actinopteri; Cypriniformes; Cyprinidae. The transcript has 3 exons. The annotation marks the transcript as partial. Gene Ontology annotation, biological process: cell adhesion. Gene Ontology annotation, molecular function: actin filament binding. The record is from RefSeq and is a predicted model, not a curated record.